CACAAGCUUAUCAGGCCCUAGGACAGCGAACAAAGGCAAACUGGGGGCCGCGAGGGUCUGCGCAAAGCGUACAGGGCAAACAAUUGAUUUCAGAUAGAAGGGCUUUCGCUGAAUGACCGGUCUUCAUCAUCUAGCGUGAUAUCUUUCCAAGAGGCGAGAGCCUGGGAACCAUCACUCUGAGGCUGCUGCCCGGGGAGGAGGAGCCAUGGCGAGCAGCGUCUGGACUGCCACGGUUUGGGGAAAUGGGAAGGCCGCCAUCAUCGCCUCUAACAACAGAAAGAUUCGUCCUGGCGAGGAGGAAUGCUUUAUCUGCAAAGAUGACGUGCCGGCCUCAGUUGCACUGCGUCCGUGUGGACACGAAAUUUGCUUCGGCUGCGUGGAGAACCUUCGCGCGAAGAACAUCUUCAGGGCUGACAAGGGCGUGAAGUGCCCUUUCUGCCGCCAGUACGUGGAGCAAUACGACCCCUGCAACAGCGCGGACCCAGAGCAGGUGCGGCUGCUGAAUGAGGCCAACCGCGCAGCCGCGUUCGCGCAGGCCAGCCGCGCGCCCGGCGGCUCAGCAGCAGGCUCGGGCGGCGGGGGCGGCGGGGGCGGUGCUGCUACUCACGACAACUGGAUGUGUGGCACCUGCCGCUGCCUGAACCUGGCGCACCGUGACGAGUGCGGCUCCUGCAGGCGGGCCAACCCGCGCGGCCCCCGGCCGACCGCCAUCACGGCCAGCACCCGUGGGAAGGAUGUGCUCAAGUGCUCGGAUGAUGAGGUCAUCGGGUUUAUUCAGGAGAAGCAGCAGCCUAACCUGCAGCGCUGCUACCAGGAGAUUGGCAUCCGCGUCGGGGCGGGCCGCGUGGUGUCUGACGAGGACACGCCCCGCCGCAUCCUAAACGCCUUCAAGCAGCGCGGCGAGGAGCGCAUGCUGCGACUCAUCAACGUUGUGUCAGACCCAGGCGUGUUCUACGAGUGCUCCACGCACUUCCUGGGCAACUACGGCAUGCAGUCGCUGGUGGAGGCCACGCUGCUCAUCCGGAAGGCGCUGGCGGAGGCAGAGGCGGAGGGCCAGCACCCGCUGCAAUCGUUCCGCGAGUCGCACGAUGGCCGCGACCCACACGGCGUGCUGCUGUACGCGGCGCUGUCGCAUGCCAUGGAGCUGUCCACGGACGAACGCGCCAACUACAUCGUGCAGAAGCUGGCUGACUACGCCACGCCCUUGGAGCUGGUGGACAUGUGCGGCACGCUGUUCCCGCAGGGCCCAUCGCUGGCGCAGAACCACAAGGGUGUGCACGUGAUGAACAAGCUCAUCAUGGCUAAGAAGCGGAUCAGGGCCAACGGCCACCACGGCGCCGGGCUCGGCGGCCGCGGCGGCGGGCGCUUCGGCGGCCGGGGGCAGCACCAGCAGCAGGCGCACGUCACGCCGGCGCCGCCGGCGACGUUCGAUGCGUCCUAUUCUGCGGAGGGGUUGUUCGACCCAGCCGCGCCCGUGCAGGCCAGCAGUGGAGCUGACGGCUGGGCAGCGGCGGCGGACGGGACAGAUCCCUGGGCCGCGUCCACAGGGGCCGACGGCUGGGCGGCGGCACCGGAGCCGGCCAACGCGCAGCCGCGGCAGCAGGCGCAGCAGCCGGCAGCUGCGGCCACCCACGUCGGCCACGCGGCAGGGCUGGCGAUCCUGCAGUCGCUGCAGACUCAACAGCAGCCGCAGCAACAGCAGCACAGCCACGCGCCUGCAGGGGUGGCGGCCGCUGCCCCCGCACCAGCACACCCACAGCCGCAGCCGCAGCCCGUGAUGGUACCGCCACUGGUGGUAUCAGCAGCAUCUGCGGCAUCCCACAGCGCACCGGUUGCGGUGCCACGGCCACACCCGCUGCUCGCGGUAAACCCUGCACUUGCGGCGGCGCGGGCGCUGCACCAGCAGAACCACGCGUCAGCGAACGGGCCGGCGUCGCCUGGCCAGCCCCACAUCGUCACGCGGCAGAUUGUGACGCCCACGGUUGUGCAUGUCACGCCUCAGGUGCACCACCAGCAGCUGCAGCAGUACCAAUCGCAACCGCAGUACACGUCGGCGGGGGUGGCGCCGCCGGCGGCUGCGCUGCCGCGCCCCAACCUGGGCUUCCCCAUGGCUCUGUCCAACCCAGCCAUGGCCGUGCUCAACAACACAGCUGGCAUUGCGGCGUUUGCGCCGCGGCCGGUGACGGCGGUGCCGGUGGCCGUGCCGAUGCCGCAGCCAAUGACAGCUGCCGCGCCACACGAGGUGCCGGUGGCCGUGCCGCUUAACAGCAUGCCGCCGCCGCAGCCGUCGGCAACCCUGAUGGCGUUUGCACGGUCCGCGCCCGUCAACGGUCCCGUGACAACCACCAGCAGCGCCGCGGCAGCAGCCGCGGCUGGCGCAGCACCGCGCCCGGCCGCGCAACCGCAGGCGCCUCUGCCUCCGCCUCCGCCGGCGGGCGCUCCUGCACCGGGUGGCUGGUGAUCUGCACGUACGAGCACAACGGCGGCAAGGGGCAGUUCCUGGCGUGUGCAAUCUGCGGCUGCAAGCGCGGCAUGGAGGAGCUACCGUCUGAAGGCGCUCGGCAGAUUCUGUGACGGUGAUGCGUGCACCCCUAAGGAGUAGGCGGCUUCGUAGACAGUGCGUCAGGCAGGGCUAGGAUCGGCUGCAGGUGUAGGCAAUGUGCUAUAACGGGGGCCAGGUCGCAGAGGAAUCCCUCUGUAGCUUGAACAAUGCGAGAGCGAGGUGCUGUAGGUGAAGCUGGCAGGCUCGAUAGCAGCAGCACGCACGUCCAGCUCCGGUGCAAGGCUUAUGUCCGGCGCAGAAAUGCUGGGGCGUGCAUGGUCAGUCUAGCUGCAGGCAAACAGGCAAGCACAUUGGGGUUACCGGGCAACCACAUUGGGGUUACCGUGUGGCGCGUAUAAACUGUAAGAAUGCGGAUGU
Molecule: messenger RNA, 2920 nt
Organism: Chlamydomonas reinhardtii
Lineage: Eukaryota; Viridiplantae; Chlorophyta; Chlorophyceae; Chlamydomonadales; Chlamydomonadaceae
Exons: 10
Coding region: 206-2461 (751 amino acids)
Biological process (GO): ubiquitin-dependent protein catabolic process; protein ubiquitination
Cellular component (GO): ubiquitin ligase complex; cytosol
Molecular function (GO): ubiquitin protein ligase activity
Source: RefSeq, a predicted model, not a curated record